UCAGGUCAAGGACGCGCGCAGUGCCAUAAAGACAUCCUUGUGACUUCUGGUCGUUUUGACUGAGCGCUGCUGCUGAUGCUGUGCGCACCGCACUGGGCCGGCCUCAGCCAAUCACGGCCGCCGGCGGCGCGAGGAGGCGGGGGGAGCGUCCGUCACAGCUAACGGACCGUGGUGGGGCAGAAGCAGAUCGCAUUCUUCGUCUGUCGAAGCUACGGUAUCACGUUCAGGUUCACGGACUUCUGACUGGGCUUUUCCCCCCCCUUUGAUGAGAACAUCUUCACCCUAAGGCGCAGUAUACUUUUCAUCUAACCGUUAUCCAUGAGAUUCUUCAGGCUUACCUUCAAGUGCUUCGUCGACUGCUUUUGAAUCUCCCUUUGUCAACGGCUCAACUGACUGCGGCGCCUUGUGACAUUUUUCCAUCUCUUAGCUGAGCUGAGGGUUUCCAACUGCGUGUUAAUCUUUGAAAAAAAAAAAAAAAAACAACAAAAAAACUGCGACUUUUGAAAAAGGAAAAAAAAAGAAAAGAAAAUUUCGACAAGGCGAAAUAACAAACUCGGGGAAAAAAAAAAAAAAUCAAAGAGACAACUGGAGCUCUGCCCGCCGUGGCUAGCGUUACAUCUCCCUGUCUGCCUCUGUGAGCCCGCCGGGUGCCUCGUUUAGCCGGGCACCGUGACACAACUCCAGCAGCCCCCUGACUCCAACCAGAUAACAGUCAAAUCUAUUUCUGUGCUGCUAACCCAACAACAUGUCACCUGAGUUGGAAGAGAACAGCCAAGGUGAUAUCAGUCUCCCCCAGUUAGAGGCAGGGACCCUGUCUGAGGAGGAGGGCGGGUCAGCUCACCCCCUCGUGCCUGUGCCUGGCGCGGGCCCAGGGUGUGGAGAGGGCGGAGGGGCUGGCCCACCGCAGACCCAGGAUGGGGUUGCAGCUGGAACAGGAAAUGGGGCUUUAGCAGUACCAGCUGUGGAGAGGGAAACUUGGACCAGACAGAUGGAUUUCAUCAUGUCCUGCGUGGGUUUUGCUGUCGGCUUGGGCAACGUGUGGCGGUUUCCAUACCUUUGCUACAAGAAUGGAGGAGGGGUUUUCCUGAUCCCAUACUUGCUGAUUGUGUUCAUCGGGGGCAUCCCAGUCUUCUUCCUGGAGAUUGCACUGGGACAGUUCAUGAAGCAGGGAGGGGUUUCUGCAUGGAACAUUGCACCCCUCUUUAAAGGUCUCGGCUUGGCCUCCAUGGUGAUAGUGUUCUUCUGUAACACCUACUACAUCAUGAUUUUGGUGUGGGGCCUCUACUUUCUCUUCCAUUCCUUCACCACCCCACUGCCCUGGGCCACUUGUGGACACCCCUGGAACACCCUCAACUGCACGCAGGACUUCCGCCGUGCCUGCCACAACCGCAGCGCUGGCCAGCAGGCUCUGCCAUCAUCUGCUGCCACCCCCAACAACCUCCUCUCCUCCGUGUCCCCGCUGAACUUGUCUGCAGCCCAGUUCCUCCUCAACGGCAGCUGCGCAGAGGCUGAGGGCAUGCGCUCCCCUGUCAUCGAGUUCUGGGAGCGUAAAGUGCUCCGUCUGUCUGGUGGGCUUCACGAGCCUGGUGACAUCAGCUAUGAGAUGGUGCUGUGUCUCAUAGCCGUCUGGAUCAUUGUUUACUUCUGCAUGUGGAAAGGAGUCAAAUCUACUGGCAAGGUUGUGUACUUCACAGCUCUGUUCCCCUAUCUGGUUCUGGUCGUUCUCUUGGCCCACGGAGUCACUCUACCUGGAGCUAUAGAUGGGAUUGUUUACUACCUGAAACCUGACUGGUCCAAACUUGGGGAAGCACAGGUGUGGAUUGAUGCCGGCACCCAGAUUUUCUUCUCCUAUGCCAUCGGACUGGGCGCCCUGACUGCACUGGGCAGCUAUAACCGCUUCCAUAACAACUGUUACCAGGAUGCGUUUUUGCUGGCUAUCAUCAACAGUGGAACCAGUUUCUUCGCAGGCUUUGUGGUGUUUUCUGUGCUGGGCUUCAUGGCUGCAGAGCAAGGCGUGGACAUCAGUAAGGUAGCUGAGAGUGGUCCAGGCCUGGCCUUUAUAGCCUACCCCAAGGCUGUGACUCUGAUGCCUCUGGCACCACUCUGGGCUGCACUUUUCUUCUUUAUGUUGCUCAUACUGGGCCUAGACAGCCAGUUUGUUGGGGUUGAGGGUUUGAUCACGGGAAUCAUGGACAUGCUACCCCCUAAAUCUGCCCUGGGCUCCCUGCGGCGAGAGGUGGUGGCAGCCAUCUGCUGCGUCAUCUGCUUCCUCAUCGACAUGUCUAUGGUCACUGAGGGAGGGAUGUAUGUCUUCCAGCUGUUUGACUACUACUCUGCCAGUGGCAUCACUUUGCUGUGGCAGGCCUUCUGGGAGUGUGUGGUGAUCGCAUGGGUCUAUGGCGCGGACCGCUUCAUGGACGACGUGGCUCGUAUGAUUGGCUAUCAGCCCCUGCCCUACAUGAAGUGGUGUUGGUCCUACAUCACGCCUUUUGUCUGUGUGGCAGUGUUCCUGUUCCACGUGGUGAACUACAAGCCCCUGAAAUACAACAAUGUGUAUACUUACCCCUUGUGGGGUGAAGCCCUUGGCUGGGCACUGGCCCUGUCCUCCAUGCUCUGUAUCCCUGUCACCGUUCUCUACAAACUACUACGCUGCAAAGGCUCUUUGCGGGAGCGGUGGCAACACCUAACCACCCCAGUGUGGGGCAGACACCACCUGGAGUACCUGGCCCCUGAGAGCGAGGCCAAGCUGCUGCCCCCUGCAGGAACCAAGAGUACACUGCUCUUCGAAAGUGUCAUCUGACGCGCCGAGCCCCUGCAGAACACAGAGCCACGGUCACCCUUGUCAUCAGCACACACAUUCACACACAAACUACACGAAAUACGUGCACACCACACAGGCCUGGUGAGGGCAAAAUGCAGAUUAACACACCCCAUAGUUACAAAAAUACAGAAAAGCCCUGGACAAAUGGACCAAAGAUUAGACGGGAGAAGAACUGAAACACACCCACACAGUCAUCACAUGCUGAUAUGCCCACUGCUCUGCUUUCUGACUCUACCUCGCUGACUUUCUCUCUCUGCUCCCCGCCUUUGUGCUGUCCCGUCUCGUCCUGUGAGUGUGAUGUGUCCAGUGUAGUUGUGAUAUCUUCCCUCUCUGUGCUUUCCCUGUCUGUCAUGGAUUCCGCGACCUCAUCCGUCCUGACAUCUCACCUCAUUUUUUCUGUGCUGCAGAAUCUUAAAAGAUCCCUGAAAAAAAACAAAAAACUUUCUCAAUGAAAGACCUCAUUUCUGCUGCUGAUAAUGCCAUGGUCCGAAUGUGUGCUUAUGUGUGUUUGCGCAUGUGUGUGAGGGCGUGAGAGGUAUGUGUCGGACCGUGGCAGUGGUGUCUUCAUUCACAUGUGACAUUGCUUGUGGCCAUUGUUUUCUGUAUUCUCUUAAUCAACUGUACAAAAAUAACUUCCAUUUGUAAAAAAUAAAAAAAAACAAAGAUUCAACAAAAAGAGA
Molecule: messenger RNA, 3501 nt
Organism: Acanthopagrus latus (yellowfin seabream)
Lineage: Eukaryota; Metazoa; Chordata; Actinopteri; Spariformes; Sparidae
Product: sodium- and chloride-dependent creatine transporter 1
Exons: 14
Coding region: 746-2800 (684 amino acids)
Biological process (GO): sodium ion transmembrane transport
Cellular component (GO): membrane
Source: RefSeq, a predicted model, not a curated record